Messenger RNA from Cornus florida, 2873 nucleotides. RefSeq names its product pentatricopeptide repeat-containing protein At2g03380, mitochondrial. NCBI's taxonomy places the organism in Eukaryota, Viridiplantae, Streptophyta, Magnoliopsida, Cornales, Cornaceae. The record is from RefSeq and is a predicted model, not a curated record. The transcript has a single exon. The coding region runs from base 78 to 2222 and encodes 714 amino acids. Gene Ontology annotation, biological process: RNA modification. Gene Ontology annotation, molecular function: RNA binding; protein binding.
CUUGAUUAAAAUGGCGGGAGUGAUUGAGCUUAUAAUAACCAACAAAAACAGCAAACCCAUGUAGAUAUGAUCAAAAGAUGAUGAAAGUAAUUUCUCAAUUGCACAGACACGUCCCUCGCAUCGUCAUCACCAAACCCCAAUUUCAGAUUAGCACUCUGGUUUCGAUACCAACCCAUCAACAGUCGCUACAAAUUCCCAAAAUCGAUCGAACCAUAGAUUCAAUUCACUCCACCUCUCGAAACCCAUUUUUUUCUUACCUGGGUGCCUGCAAAAACGUCUCUGUUAUCAAGCGAAUCCAUGCUUUGCUCAUCGUCCAUGGCCUAACCAGUGACCAUCUCUUCCAAACUAAAUUGGUUAGCUCGUACGGUCAGUUCGGGCACAUCAUUAGUGCCCGUUUGAUAUUCGAUCAAAUACAAAGCCCAGAUUUUUAUGCGUAUAGAGUGAUGAUUAGAUGGUAUUUCAUGAAUGAUUCUUACGCAGAAAUCAUUCGGCUCUAUACCUGUAUGAGAAAAUGCCUGAAUGAGCUUGACAACAUUGUUUUUUCGCAUGUGUUGAAGUCGUGUAUUGAAUUGCGUGAUAUUGAUGAAGGGAGGAAGGUGCAUUGCAUAAUUGUUAAGGUGGGGAACCCGGAUGGUUUUGUGUUGGCAGGCCUUGUAGAUAUGUACGCGAAGUGUAGAAUGGUGGAGUGUUCUCGUGACGCGUUUGAUGAAAUUAUUGAUAAAAAUGUAGUUUCUUGGACUUCGAUGAUUGGUGGAUAUGUGCAGAAUGAUUGUGCAGAGGAGGGGUUGAUUUUGUUUAAUCGGAUGAGAAAUGGUUUAGUUGAAGGUAACCAAUAUACUUUCGGGAGUAUAAUCACAGCUUGUACGAAGUUAAGAGCAUUACAUCAGGGAAAAUGGGUUCAUGGUUAUGUGAUCAAGAACGGAAUUGAUUGUAAUUCAUUCCUGGUUACAAAUCUUGUAGACAUGUAUCUCAAGUGCGGGUCCAUUAGAGAUGCUCGUUCCAUAGUUGAUGAGCUUCAUGCUAUUGAUCUUGUCCCAUGGACGGCAAUGAUUGUUGGGUACACUCAGAGUGGCUAUUCUGAUGAGGCAUUGAAGUUGUUUGUGGACAAGAAAUGGCUAGGUAUUAUGCCCAAUUGUGUUACCUUUGCAAGUGUAUUAUCAGCCUGUGCACAGUCAGGCAAUUUGAAAUUGGGUAUGUCAAUUCAUGGGCUUGGGAUCAAGCUAUGCUUAGAAGAUACUACCGUGACAAAUGCUCUCAUAGACAUGUAUGCAAAGUGCCAUAGGAUUGGAAAUGCUUAUUAUUUGUUUGAUGCAUUAUCAGACAAGGAUGUGAUUGCUUGGAACUCAAUUAUCUCUGGAUAUUCCCAAAAUGGUUCUGCUUAUGAAGCUUUGAAUUUGUUUCAUCAAAUGAGAUCCGAGUAUUUGGUGCCAGAUGCUGUAACAAUUGUAGCUGUCCUCUCAGCUUGUGCUUCCCUUUGUGCUCUUCGAGUUGGUUCUUCUCUUCAUGCUUACUGUAUGAAAGAAGGCCUGUUAUCAUCUAAUAUCUAUGUUGGCACUGCUCUAUUAAACUUAUAUGCCAAAUGUGGCGAUGCUAAAUCUGCGCGUACUGUUUUUGAUGGGAUGGGAGAGAAGAACACGGUCACUUGGAGUGCAAUGAUUGGUGGUUAUGGAAUGCAAGGGGACAGUAAUGGUUCCCUUUCCCUUUUCAAUGAUAUGUUGGAGGAGAAAUUGAAGCCCAAUGAUGUAAUCUUCACAACCAUUUUAUCCGCUUGUAGUCAUACAGGGAUGGUGGGAGAAGGAUGGAGGCAUUUCAAUUUAAUGUGUCAGCAAUUUAAUUUCGUCCCUUCCAUGAAGCAUUAUGCGUGUAUGGUUGAUUUAUUGGCUCGUGCUGGCAGACUUGAGGAAGCCUGGGCUUUUAUUGAGAUGAUGCCGAUUCAGCCAAAUGUUAGCGUGUUUGGAGCCUUCUUGAACGGAUGCAGCCUCUAUUCGAGAUUUGACCUUGGGGAAGUGGCUGCAAAGAAGAUGCUAGAGUUGCAUCCUGAUAAAGCUUGUUACUAUGUGCUUGUGUCGAACUUAUAUGCUUCAGAUAGAAGAUGGAGCCAGGUUAAUCAGGUGAGGGAGUUGAUGAAGGAAAGAGGAUUGAGCAAGUCCGCAGGGUCUAGCCAAGUGGAAAUGGAUGUCGGUACUCACUUUUCUCCUCUACAAGUGGCCUGUCUUGCUUAGUGAUAUGCUUCAUCUUGUAUGCCUUUUGUACAAAUUUGAAACACCUGUAUGGGCCCAAUUUCUGAAGCUUAUCCUCACACGAAUUAUUACAACGAAUUUAAUUGGAAAAUGGAGCUUUCCUCUUGAAACAGCUUAUGCAGUGACAUGCAGAAUUUGGUCUGGGGUGCUUUGAUAUGUCUCAAGUGCAGGAAAAUUGAAGGGUUACAACUAAGAAACCGGUUACAUAGCUUUGAAGAUGAAUUAGGGAAUGAAGAUGGAUGCAGACAGUAGCUUGGAGUUAAAAUUCUCUGUUGAGUUACUUUGCUCCAAUCUCAAGAUGUUAUCUUCUUUGAUAGGACUUUGAAGUUCUCAUGCACAUCUUCAAGCGUGACAAUGAUGAAGAAAUUUGGUUGUCAUCAUUUUACGGAACCGUCUAUUUAUCAUAUACCCUUGCAGAGCUAGAGGAAAUUAUUUAAUGUGAAGGUGUUCAGACAGACAAUCCAUGUGUGUGUGUAUACUUUUUGAAUGAGAAAAUGAAAUCAAGUAGCAGCAGCUUAAUUUUUGUGCAUCCACAUUGUAAACUUUAUUGUAGUAGAGAGCUGCUUUAUAGUUCUUGUUAAUCUUGAGAUUUUUCUUGAUAAAUAAAUGUAAGGUAGAGAGAUUUUUUUUAGC